AGCGCGUGGAAUUGGAGCCUUACGUAAUGUAGUUUUUAAAGGUUGUGUACAUUUGUCGGGCUUCACGUCUCAGAAACCCGACGUGAAUACUGUGUCAUUCAGACCGUUUAUUGCUCUACCGACGUGGGCCCGAGAGGACGCAGCUAAAGUGUGACGUCGUAAUGAUUUCUUGACGCCUGCCUCAUCAUCCGUCAGUAUGAGUGGUGCCGCGCUGGCUGUUGUGGUGGUGGUGGUGUUCCUCUUGGCCCUCUACCUCCUGCAGCGCUAUGGAGAUCUGCGGAGGCAGCAGCGCAUGGUCCUCCUGGGGACGCUGCUGUCGUGGUACCUUUGCUUCCUCAUCGUCUUCAUCCUGCCGCUCGACGUCAGCACGACCAUCUACAAGCAGUGCAUUCUGGACAACGCAAUCCACCCGACGCCUGUAACUCCGGCAAGACGCACUAAUCAGACGGACCACAACUCCUCUGCUCAUCCGACUGUCGGUAUAUUAAAGGUUUGUGAGGAGCCGUGGAGUUAUAUACCAGAUGGCAUUUUGCCAGUGUUCUGGAGGGUUGUAUACUGGACGUCCCAGUUUCUUACUUGGCUGCUGUUGCCUUUCAUGCAGUCGUAUGCGCGGUCGGGAGCUUUCUCAAGAGUUGGGAAGAUAAAAACGGCUCUCAUUGAAAAUGCUAUUUAUUAUGGCACCUACCUCCUUAUUUUCAUCUCUCUGCUCGUCUACGUGGCUGCUCACCCGCAGUGGAAAUUCACAUGGAGAGAGCUCCAGACCAUUGGCAUCACAGCCGCCAACACCUGGGGCCUCUUCCUUCUGGUGCUUUUGCUAGGCUAUGGCUUAGUGGAGAUCCCACGCUCUCAUUGGCUCUCGUCGUCCCAUGGUUACCUGCUGGCAAAGACCUACUUCAAGGCAGCUAAAGUUGCCACUGAGAAAGUGGCGGCAGAGGAGAAUCUGGCAGAUGUUAUGGAGGAGGUGGCAGGCGUCCAUGAAUCUGUCCGGAACAACCACUGUCUCAGGAAGUGUGUGGACACCAUCAUUACAAAGUGUCCCACUGAGUAUAAAGAAGAGAUGGGAAGAACUGUGGAAAGCUCUGGUGGUGAGCAGAAUGUCCUUCCCACCAAAAGAGGCUUGAUUAAGCUGCAUAAAAAAGUCAUCUCUGCUGUGCAGAGUCACGGCCAGACUCAGGUUCAGUGGUCUAUCUUGUUAGAUGAGGCCUUUCAUCUAGAAGAUGUGGCUAAAAGCCAGAGCAGCCCGAUCCGACACUUCAUCCACAGCUCCCCGUCACAACGCCACGCCAGCUGGAUCCAUCGGUUCAUCUACACUCCCACUGUGGAGUGGUACUGGGAGUGUGUGUUCAGGCAGGGCUUCUACAGGCUACUGGCAGUGCUCCUGUGUCUGCUCUCGGCUGCGGUCGUUUGGUCCGAGUGCACCUUCUUCACGACUCACCCGGUCCUCUCCCUCUUCGCUGUCUUUGUUCAGAUGGCUGAAAAGAACCACAACUACAUUUGUAUUGAGAUGGUGUGCUUCGUCAGCAUCCUCUUCCUGUGUGUCUGCGUCUACUCCACAGUGUUCAGGAUACGAGUCUUCAACUACUACCACCUGGUGCCACAUCACCAGACUGAUGCUUACAGCCUGCAGUUCAGCGGCAUGCUCUUUUGUCGUCUGACCCCUCCUUUAUGCCUUAACUUUCUGGGCCUGAUUCACAUGGACUCUGCCAUCUCGCACCAGGCCAGAAUACAGACAUCCUACACCUCUAUCAUGGGCUCUAUGCGUGUGCUGUAUUUUAUAUCGGAUGGUUUCUACAUCUACUAUCCUAUGCUAGUAUUGCUACUCUGCUUUGCCACUUUUUACAGCCUGGGUUCUCGCUGUUUGAACCUACUAGGCUUCCAUCAGUACAUGACUGACGACCACUUAACCGCCGACCUGGUGGACGAAGGCAGGGAACUGAUCAGAAGAGAAAGAAGAAAAAUACAGAAAUCGGAGGAUGGAGAAAAUCGAAGAUGGGCCUGGAGGGAGCGGUAUGGCGUUCAUGGGGCUACUGGAAGAACAAGAACAAGAGCAGGUUACACUGAGUUGAGCGAUGACCAGAGCAGCCGUGUCACAGAGAUCAAGAACAGUGUGGUCACAUUCACCAGACAAGAUGGAGAGGAGGCGGAGCAGAAGAGAGGCUUACUGCGAGAUCAUUCCAGUGAUGAAGACUCACCAAACAGAAGAUCCACAGGAGCACGUUACCUUUCUCUGUCCCCUCCUCGGACAGGCAUCUUUGACGACGUUUGAUACACUGGAGGCAUAGAAGAGGAGCGAAGAAAGUUGAAACAAGCUGGAACGUAAAGAAAGACUAAAAAUGCACAUCUUCUUGAAGAGAGCCUGAAUGAAAAGGAUGAUACCGUAUCUCAGGAAAUAAAGAGGAAGAUACAAUCGUUUAGUACUAGUAUAUAACUAGUAUUCACUGGAAGAGAGCACUGACUGUGAUUAACCGGUUUUUGAAGAGCCGACUCCUGUUGAAUGUAUAUUUGAUAUAUAGUUUUAGGGUUUUACAAGUGUUGAUUUAUGGAUAAAUGGGAUUAAUCUGCAGUAAUUUAGCGAAAUCCACACAAUUCAUGUGGAAAUGCAUUAUUGUCUAAGUAUUUCACAACACAGGUUCAUACAUUUCAUUUAUAAAAAACAAGCCACUCUGCUAGUUGUGAAAACAAAAUAAUAUGCUAACUGAUAUACUCAAUGGGAAGAUAUCAACAUCCUAACAUAUUUCAUUGUGUAGUUUGUGUGUUGGGAAGAAAUGACUUGUUUAUACGUAAUUUGUAGUCUUUAGUCAGUUAUUUUCCGUAAGGGUGUAUAUGUUUUGUAUUUCUGCAUACCAACAUAAUGCAUUAAAACAUCGUAAUCUAACCCAUUCUCACAAUGUUCAUUAGAUGAUGAAUGACCUAAUUUAAUGCAAAUCUUCUUUUUUAUAUUAUAAGAGGUUGUCCAAAUGUCUGAAAAGUUAUAUAAACUUCAGGUAGUACUGAAUAAAG
Pungitius pungitius (ninespine stickleback) is the source of this 3000-nucleotide messenger RNA. Its product is annotated as G-protein coupled receptor-associated protein LMBRD2B-like. The transcript is spliced from 18 exons. Gene Ontology annotation, cellular component: membrane. The record is from RefSeq and is a predicted model, not a curated record. Lineage: Eukaryota; Metazoa; Chordata; Actinopteri; Perciformes; Gasterosteidae. Bases 197 to 2266 code for a protein of 689 amino acids. Gene Ontology annotation, biological process: adrenergic receptor signaling pathway.